Aegilops tauschii subsp. strangulata is the source of this 1077-nucleotide messenger RNA. The record is from RefSeq and is a predicted model, not a curated record. Lineage: Eukaryota; Viridiplantae; Streptophyta; Magnoliopsida; Poales; Poaceae.
AUGUCCGGUGGUCUGCAGUACAUGGGACAUACUAGCCGCGACUGGGUAAACAAGAAACAAAAGUUUGCCAGAGAAGAGUCCCAAGAUGAUGUCAAGAAACUUCUAGAUUUCUUCGAGAUGAUGCAGAAGAUAAACCCAGAGUUCUUCUAUGAUUAUGACGUUGAUGCAGAUAACCGUGUAAGAAACGUCUUUUGGGCCAACGCAAGUUGCAAAGGAUCGUAUGAAGAUUUUGGAGACUGUGUUACAUUUGACACGACGUAUAAAACUAAAAAAUUCCACAUGCCGCUGGGAGUCUUCGUGGGAGUGAACCAUCAUCUACAGAGCACCAUAUUUGCUGUUGCCCUCGUACAAGAUGAGACAAUACCAUCGUUCGAGUGGGUUUUCAAAACAUUUCUAAGAAGUACAAAGACCACCUCGCCUUGCUGUAUAAGGCGCGAGAAACUCAAGGAUGAUCUCAAUGCGGUGCUCAACCACCCAGUAAUGCCGUCAGAAUUUGAACGAGCAUGGAAGGACCUCAUUCAGAGAUACAACUUGCAAGACGACGAAGUGAUGAAUUCGCUGUGGGAAGACAGGCACGAGUGGAUCUCGGCUUACUACAAGGAAGUUUUCUGUGCUCGGAUGACUUCCACGCAGAGAAGCGAGAGCAUGAACCGCAUACUGAAGCAAAACUUUGUCAAAGGGAAGCAUGAUCUCCAUCUGUUUGCUCAGCAGGUGGACAAGUGCAUUCAGACCAGGAAGGCCGUCGAGCACGCAGAGACAGUAGCAAAUGAGUCAGAAGUAAAGACAACAACCCAGUUUGGGUUCGAAGUUCAACUAUCAAAAGAGUAUACAAGGGUAGUGUUUGCAGAUUUCAAAGAAACACUCUACCGUAGCACUGCAUUCAGAGCAGAACGGUGCCCUGAGAACCCGACAAAGUAUCUCAAACCCGCCUUCUGCGAACUCUCCAUCGGCAAGAAACACCCAGUGCUGCUCUUCCAACUGAGCGCCGCUGAAAGGUGCACCGUCUUCGACAACUUCCUCGCCGACCCUAGGUACACCUUUGCAGGCUUCUCCAUCGACAGCGACAAAAAAGGCUAG